CAGCCAAACCCCAACAUCACUGCUAUCCCUGACAUUAAAAUGUUCAGGCUGGAUGCUAUAGGACCGUUUCUAAUUACCUUAUAUCCCCCAGUGGCCCAUGAGUAAUGGCUACUGAAGGAGCUGGCAACGGUUGCUGAGAAGGAAGAGCGGAGAGAGGGCGAGAGAAGGAGGGAGAGUGUGAUCUAAUCUGGCAGCUGUGUUCUGGAAGAGGAGAAGGGAAGAGAGAGAGAGAGGAGAAAACACAGACCCACCGCCGGAGAUCACGGAAGACCAGAGCAGAUAUAAGCAAACCUUGAUUAAAAGCUGCCUGACAGCCCACGGCAGCAGCAAGCAGCAGGCAAGGAAGCUCUUCAAGUCCAAAGGGAGUCGCAGUGGCGGCUCCCGCCACGGCCAGGCUCUCAGAUGUCCCUGAUCCUUUAAUCAAUCACAGCCGAGGAGGGGAAGAGCAAACGCCCAUCUGAGGCGAGGAGAUAACCAGUCUGAGCCAUGCAGUCUUUUCGAGAAAGGUGUGGUUUCCAUGGCAAGCAGCAGAACUACCAGCAGACUUCACAAGAUUCAUCACGCCUGGAGAAUUACAGGCAUCAGAGCCAGGCAGGGCUGAGCUGCGAGAGGCAGAGGCUGCUGGCCAAAGAGUACUACAGUCAGCAGCCUUACCCGGCUUAUGACAGCACCGCCUCCGCGGCCGCCGAUAAAUACCACCGAGGGAAUAAGCCCAUUCCUGUCCAGCAGCCACUCCAGGGGAGACCGACCUUUUCCAGUUACAACGUCCAGGAGAACAGUCCCUACCCAGCUCGGUACUCGGGAGAGGAGAGCCUGCAGACAUGGGGAGCCCAGCAGCAGGCCCUCGCAGGAGGGGUAGCCAAGUAUGAAGAGAACUUGAUGAAAAAGACAGCCGUGCCCUCUGGUAGCCGCCAGUACCAGGAGCAGAGUACUCAGCUGCCCUUCCGGACUCACUCUCUGCACCUCCAGCAGCAGCAGCAGCAGCAGCAGCAGCAACAGCAGCAACAGCAGCAGCAGCAGCAGCAACAGCAGCAGCAGCAGCAGCUGCAGCAGCAGCAGCAGCAGCAACAGCAGCUGCAGCAGCUGCAGCAGCAGCAGAACCCCCUGACAUACCCCAAGCUCCAAAGGCAGAAGAUCCAAAAUGACAUCGCCCCUAUGUCCUUUCCCCAGGGCUCUCACUUCCCCCAGCAUUCCCAGUCCUUCCCUACCUCCUCCACCUAUUCUUCGGCCGUCCAGGGGGGAAAUCAAGGAGCUCACUCCUUUAAGAGUUGCACUGCCCCAUCCAGCCAGCCCCACGAGAGGUCCCUGGCUAGCAAUGCCAACCUGACUCCAGGGCAGAGGGUACAAAGCCUGCACAGCUACCAGUCAGGCAGGAUCAGCUACGACCAGCAGCAGCAGCAACAGCAGCAGCAGCAGCAGCAGCAGCAGCAGCAGCAGGCUCUCCAGGGCAGACACCAUGCCCAAGAAACGCUGCAUUAUCAGAACAUAGCCAAAUACCAACAUUACAAUCAGCAAGGGCAGAGCUACUGCCAGCCAGAUACCCCAGUGAGGACCCCUGAGCAGUACUACCAGACCUUCAGUCCUAGCUCCAGUCAUUCCCCGGCACGGUCCAUGGGCCGGUCUCCCUCUUACAGCUCGACUCCGUCCCCACUGAUGCCCAACCUGGAGAACUUCCAAUACAGCCAGCAGACACUCAGCACGGGAGCCUUCCCUGCCAGCAUCACAGAUCACAGCCACUUCAUGCCCCUCCUGAACCCUUCCCCAACAGACGGGACAAGCUCAGUGGACGCCCAGGCGGUGAAUUGCAAGAAUUUACAGAAGGAGAAAAUCCCCGAGAACCUGCUCUCAGACCUCAGCUUGCAGAGCCUGACUGCUCUCACCUCGCAAGUGGAGAAUAUUUCCAAUACUGUGCAGCAACUUCUGAUGUCCAAAUCUACUGUUCCCCAGAAGAAAGGCAUUAAGAACCUGGUUCCCAGGACCCCGGAGCAGCUCAAAGGUCAGCAUUGCAGUCCAGAGAGUGGCAGCUACUCUGCGGAACCUGUGGGCACCCCUCUGUCGGAGCCUCUCAGCAGCACCCCGCAGUCCAUUCAUGCAGAAGCCCAGGAGGCAGACUACCUGAGCGGGUCAGAAGAUCACUUGGAAAGGACCUUCCUGUAUUGUAACCAGACCCGAAAUAGCCCUGCCAGGGUCAACAGCAACUCCAAGGCCAAGCCUGAGUCAGUCUCCACCUGCUCGGUUACCUCCCCCGAUGAUAUGUCCACCAAGUCUGACGACUCCUUCCAGAGCCUCCAUAGCAGUCUGCCCCUUGACACCUUUACCAAGUUUGUGGCCAGCGACCGGGAAUGUCCCCGCCUGCUGCUCAGUGCCCUGUCCCAGGAAGAGCUGGCUUCGGAGAUCAUCGUGUUACAGGAGGCCAUCAGUGAAAAGGCUGAUAAAGGCUGGAGUGAGUCUCCUGUCCUGACUAAGGACCCCAGCAAGUCCUCCUUCUCUUUAGACAACCACAACACCUGCCUAGACCCUGUGGGCAAGAACACCUGGUCCCACCCAGACGAGGCAGAAACCCUACCUGAUCCCCUCCACAUCAAUAAAGGCAACAGUACCAAGGACUUUAGCGAGGAGCUGUUUGAGGAUCCCCCUGUGGGGUUCACCAUGCCUGAAACCAAGAAAUUACCCUGUUCUCUUCCAUAUGGUCCCAAACCGAAUCUCCCAGAUGCCCCGUCUAACUCUGGGACGGCUGCUUUUGGCUGCUUUCCUGAUACGACCGCUGACUCCGUGGGUUCUGGUGACAACGCAAACCCCUUUGCUUGGCCAGAGGAGAACUUGGGGGAUGCCUGUCCCAGGUGGGGUCUACACCCCACAGAACUUCCUAAGGGACUGGGCCGAGGGAAGCCUCCCGAGGGAACUGGCAAAGAGAAAACAAAUGAUACAGUUUGUAUGGGCUUCCCCGAGGGAGAGCCAGCAAGCGAGAAGGAGGAGGCAAGAGAUUUCAAGCAGGAGGAGGUCAGAGAAGUGAAGGAGGAGGACGAUAUCCUGGGCUGCCAGGAGGCCAGCAAAGCUGAUCGAUGGCUGGAGGACAGUAGGCACUGCUGCCCGGCUGGUGACUUCAGUGAUAUCUCCUUGCUGCCCUCCGCAGAGAGGAAAGACCUGGAGGCAGAAGAGUACUCCUCCCUCUGUGAGCUCCUGGCCAGCCCGGAGCAAAGACCUGUUCUGCAGGAUCCAUCUCCCCCAAAGACCCCACUGAUCUGCACCAAGGAGGAGCCCGACGGGUCUCUCAGCCCAAAGGCCAACUGGGUUUCACCCUGCCGCCUCUCCGGGGAGUCAGUCAUCCUGCUGGGCCCAGCUGUGGGUACAGAGUCCAAGGUGAAGAGCUGGUUUGAGUCAUCUCUGUCUCACAUGAAGCCGGAGGAAGGGACAACCGAGAAUGAGACCAUGCCUCCGGAGAAUAUAACCCCCAGUGCCCCUCUGCCUGGGAAGCUGAACAAGCCAGCAUUACCUGAAAACACUUUGGCCAAGAAAGGGCCGCUGCCUCGAGGGAAGAGCCUGAGGAGCCGGCGGGUGCAGAGAGGGCUACCAGAGGGAGAGGAGUCUGGCUGCAAAGCCCCAGAUCUGCCCAAGGACCUUUCACUGCCAGAGCCCUGCACGGGACAGCCCCAAGGGCACACCGAAGGAGCCGGCGCCCCUGGCCAGCUGGGUCCUGCCGGGAGGGUCGUGACCGAAGGGCUGCCCAGAAUGUGUACCCGCUCUUUCACCGCCCUCAAUGAGCCCCGAACCCCUGGCUCCCACCCACCGAGCCUAACCGGGGCAUCCUCCCAACCUGAGAAGCUGGGGACAAAACAGAGAGCCAGUUUCAAGUCUGGGAAGAGAGCGGGAAAACUGUCCCCUAAGGUGGCUUCCAGCCCCAGUGACCCUGCAGCUUUGCCAGUGCCCAGCCUAGCCCAAGAGAAUAGCUCCAUGGGGCCCAAGAUGAAGGAAACUGAGUCCCCAGAUACCCCAGCAAAGGACCAGAGGUCCAUGAUCCUCCGGUCUCGGACCAAAGCCCAGGAGCUCUUUCACCCCAAGCGGAGGAGGCCUACGGAAGGGAGGCUGCCAAACUGCAAAACUGCCAAGAAGCUCAUGUCUAAUAACCACCUACCACCCAGCUUCAAGAUGCCUGGCAGUGCCCAGAAAGAGGGGAAAGCAAACCGGAGGGUGAAACUCCCCAAACCUGCAUCGACCGUGGGAGGUAAGCUGCCCGAGCGCCAGCUGCACUCGCUGAAGAGGAAGUCCACCUUCAUGUCCCCAAUUCCAGCAAAGAAGAGGAAUCUGAUUCUCCGAAGUGGAGGUAGCCCUGGGAACAUCAAGGAGGAGAAGGCCGAGACUUCCCCCAGCCUCUUCAAGAGGAUCUCCAGCCCCAAAAAAGCCAAGUCCACCAAGGGUACCUGUGAGUCCGCCCUGAAAGCCACUCCUCCGGAGACCCCCAACGUCUGUAUCAAAAUCACUUCUCGAGCUGCCUUCCAGGGAGCUAUGAAGACCAAGGUCCUGCCUCCCCGCAAGGGCAGAGGCCUAAAGUUGGAAGCCAUCGUGCAGAAGAUCACCUCUCCCAGCCUGAAGAAGUUUGCAUGCAAAACAGCCACGGCGGCAGCGGCGGCGGCAGCGGCAGCGGCAGCGGCAGCGGCGGCCGCCGCAGCGGUGGUGGCUCCAACCCACAGUAAUCCUCUGAGCCCUUCCCUCCCCGAGAAGGAGAGGGCCCUCAAGAAGGCCGGUGCCAGCCCAGCCGGGGGAGAAGCAAGGCCCUUAAACCCGGGCAUGGCUCAAAAGCCUCCCGCGGCCCCCGGAGCAGAGCAAUUAUGCAGAAAUUCCAACAACAGAUCCUUAAAAGGAAAACUAAUGAACAGUAAGAAACUGUCCUCUGACUGUUUCAAGGGUGAGGCCUGUUCAUCUCCAGAGACACCGCAGCAGCAAGAGGAGCAGCAGCAGCACGGCGGCGGCGGCGGCGGCGUGGACGCUGCGAAAAGUCUCGGCCUGGUGACCAAGAAGAGGAGCCGAAAGGGGAAGGCAGCAGCCCUGGGCCUGGCCAAGCUCCCCCUGGAGAAGCGGGCGCAUCUGGCGCCAGGCCUGCUCUUGGCCUCCAGGGAGAGGGCGGCUGUGGGGGGUGCCCUGGCCGAGGGCGGGGAGGACGGGGAAGGGGGAGGAGGCAAGAAGCCCAGCUUGGAGGACAAAGGCCUGAGCUCAGAGCCCCCCGAGGGCAGGGCCUCGCAGCCCCAGACGAGGGCCCAGAAGCAGCCCGCGGGCCAGGCCAGCUACAACGGCGGCUACUCCAAGCGGCAGCGCAAGCGGCUCACUCGAGGCAAGGCCAAGAACGUGGCUUCCCAGUGCAAGAGCCGGGCCAAAAGGCGAAGACAGCAGCAGCAUGCUCCCCCCUUGGACCCCGCUGAGCCUGAGAUCCGACUCAAGUAUAUUUCCUGCAAAAGGCUUCGGACUGAUAGCAGAGCCCCACCCUUCUCCCCCUAUGUGAGGGUGGAGAAGAAGGAUGAGUUCACUACCACCUGUACUGUGGUCAACUCCCCUGGGGAAGAGCCCAAGCCCCGAAAGGAGAAGCCUUCCUCGUCCUCCUCUUCCUCCUCCUCCUCUUCCUCCUCCUCUUCUUCCUCCUCCUCUUCCUCUUCCUCUGCUGCCUCUCCUACCACCUCCUCCUCUGCCCUAACCACCCUCCCAGGGGGGGCCUCCCUGCAGGCCCGGGCUGUGCUGCCCCUCUCAUCCACAAUGCACCUGGGGCCCGUGGUUUCCAAAACCCUGAGUGCGGCCUGCCUGGUCUGCUGUCUCUGCCAAAACCCUGCCAACUACAAAGACCUAGGGGACCUCUGUGGGCCCUACUACCCUGAGGACUGCCUGCCCAAAAAGAAGUCCAGGCUCAAGGAGAAAGUUAGGGCAGAGGGGCCAGGGGAGGAGGCGGCACCCCCCCUGGAGAGAACACUCAGAAGCCUGGAGAGCCACUGCUUGGCUGCCACCGGCCCUGGGAAGCCACCCAGGCUGGAUGUCGCUGCUGACUCAACGAAGCAGAGCACUCUGAGGUCAAGCUCCCGAGGCCUCUACAGGAAGCUCCAGAGCUGCUACUGCUGUGACGAGCAGAGGACGGAAGACGAGGAGGCCGCCUCUAUGGCCACCACUGCGGCGGACAAGCCAAGGAAGCACGAAUGCAGCAAGAGCGAGGCGCCGCCGCCUCCGCCGCCGCCGCCCGAGCUGAAUGGAGACACGCAGGAGCACUGGGUGCACGAAGGUUGUGCCAUAUGGACUGCUGGCGUUUACCUGGUGGCCGGGAAGCUGUUUGGUCUGCAGGAGGCGAUGAAGACGGCUGCAGAUGUGAGAUGUUCCAGCUGCCAGCAAGUAGGUGCCACCCUUGGCUGCUGCCACAAAGGAUGCCCCCAGACCUACCACUACGCAUGUGCCAGUGACACAGGUUGCAUUCUAGUUGAAGAGAACUUUUCUUUGAAAUGUCCUAAACAUAAGAGGCAGCUGUUGUAAUCCACCCUCCUGGGUCUUACCUCCUCCAUCUGGACAGGAGAUGCUGCCAAGCCUUGGGCCCAAUUCUCACCUGGAGCUGUGACCAGGACACCCAGAUCGGCAAGGAAAAGAGGAACAGGACCCUUCCUCCCCCUUGAUCUGCUGACCUAACCAGAGGUCCUUUCCUUCUGAAUGUUCUCAUCUGCUUAUGGCUAGCGUCCCGUCCAACUCUUGGGUCUUCUCCCUGCAAAGAACCGCUCCUCAGAGCUGACCCAGGUUUGCUGACCAGUAGGAUCCAGGCCCUGGAUUUGUGGAUUUGGGAUCCAUCAGACAAGACAGUCCCUAUACCUUAUCCCUACCUUGGUAGGGAAGCAUUCUUAGACCUCUCUUACCAGGUUAACAGUGUAGGUUGCACAGGGACAGGUGAUGGAACGGGGAGGUGGGGACAGGGCCUAGGAAUGAAGCAGUGAGGAUACUUUGUGUCAAACUUAGAUUCUUUUCCCAACUCUCUCUUGCCUGCUCCUGACCCUCCCAGCAUCUAAUGGGUAUGGCCUGAUACUUGGAUACCUAAGAGGCCAGGUCUGACUUUGCCCAUGCUCUCUGCCCAACUGCUCUGCAGCCCCUGCUGAGUAUGGGUCCCACAGGCCCUCGAUGGAGAAAUAGCCCUGGACACUUCUUUCCUGGUAAGCUGCAUCCACGUUCAGUCCUAGAGAAGUAAAGACCAUUGCCAGCCGAGGGGGUGACCAGAGGGACAGUGCAGAAUUUGGAGCUAGUGGCCUAAAGGGACUGUCCGCUUUUCCCUCGGUCACCUCAUCCAACUGGCAGAUGAAGAGGAGGGGAAGUAAAACAAGGCUGAUGUGAGUUGGACUAGGACACAUGUAAUUUCUAAAUCCCAGAGGGGUGGGGGGGGUCCCCCAUCAAUUCUGUCCACAUGGUACUUCCCCUUUCCUGCCCAGUAUAUUCUUUUUGGGUAACAGUAGAAUGGAUCUGGUCCACCCAGGUGCCUGCUCCUAUUUGGAGGAAGGUGUUUUAGUGUAAGCAGGGUUGGAAGAAGGCAACUUUUUGCAUGCCCAGUGCAAACCCUGGUUAUGUUAGUUUAGUUGAAGAAAUGUAAAGUCAUUGGAAAUCCCUGGGCUCCCAAAUAUAACCCAGGGGCAGAGCCCUAGCUAGGGACACGUGCCUGGCAGCAGGUGGAGUGAGGAGCCACUGGAAGGACCUGUUGCAGAGGAGAAUCCUCUAGCCUUCAGCUUGGAGGGGUGGGUGACCUUUAGCUGGAGAUGCAGCCUGAAGCUUUGACAUUAAUGAAUUGAAGCCUCUGGAACAGCUUGUUUCUAGCAGGCUGGUUUCCAGGUCUCUACAGAGCCUGGCUUGAUGAAGGAGGAUCCCAGCAUCCCCAGGUCUUCAGCUAGGGAAGAGAAUCUGUUUUUAAGUCAGUCUUCCCUAGUGAGGCUGGAUCAGAGACCCUUCUCGCUCCCUGACUGUGUGACUCUGAGCAAGUCCCUCUCUUUGACUCAGUUUCCUCAUCUAUAAAAUGAUGGGGUUGGGCUAAGUGAUUUUUCUAAGGUCCCUCCCAGCUCAGUCCCCUGUGAUUCUUUGGCCCUCCACCCUCCCCACGGAAUCUGUCACUCAUCUGCCUCCUUCUGAUGGCAUCAGUCAGUGACUCCAGGGUCAGGAGACAUGGCCGGGCCCAGGCAGAGCCUGUGUAGCUGCUUAUCCUAUGUUGGCUGUCCUAGUGACCCCUCCCCAAGGUGCCUGUUCCCCGUUUUAGCUCCCUUGAUGCUGAGCUAUCUGGUUUUCAUGGAUCCCCCGUCUUCUGCUUAUUUGACUCAGCUCUCCGCCUUGCUCCUGUGUGUUGUACCCUUUCCGCUGGCAGAAUCAACCCCGGGUCCAGCCCCACCCCAGACCCCCAAAGGAUGGUGGGCAGAAUCUGCAAAGAGAAGCUGGUCUAUUUGGAAUAGCUUGAUCAGAAUAAGGCUGGGGGUGGGGUGGGGUUUCUGUGUAUAUAUAUACACAUGUAUAUAUAUAUAUGUACACACACACUAGUGAUAAUGCAACACACAUUUAUAUAUAGCUGUUCACCUUCAUAGUGCUAUAUACGCAUGUGUGUGUGUUUGGCUAGACAACGUAUAUCUGGAGUCUGUGUGUGAUGGGGACUCAUUCUCAGGAGAGCCAGUGGGACGGCAGACAGCUACGAACCACGCAGCCGAAAAACAGAUAUAUCAUGUGUAUAAAAUAUAUAUGUACUGUUCUAUAUAUAUAUGUUAUAUAUAAUGUAUAUAUGUUUGAAACGUGCUCGCUUUUGUUUCACCACAUUGGUUCCACUGCAAGCAGCAACCUCAGUCCUUAGGUCUCCUGUCCAACACCCCCCACCCCCCAAAUCCUCUCCCUAGGAUGCCCUCCCCCGAACAGGAGCUGGGCCUUUAAAGGGGAAGCUGGCAUAGUGUAAUGGAGACCCCCCCAAAAAAAAUAGCCCAGUCAGGAAGCCCAGACAAGCAAGUCCCUGCCUAUUGCAUCUGUCUGUCUGUCUGUCUGUGGUCCUCUGCUCCGUUUAUCACCUCCGCUUAGCUAGGUCAGGUCCCUGCCUGCCCAGGUAACCUGGCUGACAAGCUCACUUUGGACUCUGGAGAUGGCCUUCCAGGGCCACUGGGGGGCGCCUCACUUAGCUCCCAACUGUCUUAGUGGCAUCAUGUACAUAUGACUGUAAAAUGGUAAACCGUGUGUAUUAUAUAUUGCCUCAUUAUAUAGUGUAUAUAUAUGUAUACAUAUACAUAUAUAUAUAAUAUAUAUGAAGACUGUAAAUGUUAAGACUAGUGUUCUUAUUAGUAUAUUGCUUCACACUGAAGAUUGUGUGUUAACGAGCUGUUUCUAAAAGAUGUUUAUUUUCCUUAAGAGUUAAAAAAAAGAAAAAAAACAGGUCAUUGCAUUAAAAAAAACCGUCAAUAAAGAUACAACAAUUGUUUUGGAA
This is a messenger RNA of Phascolarctos cinereus (koala), 9445 nucleotides long. RefSeq names its product retinoic acid induced 1 (gene RAI1). The record is from RefSeq and is a predicted model, not a curated record. Gene Ontology annotation, biological process: circadian regulation of gene expression; regulation of transcription by RNA polymerase II. Lineage: Eukaryota; Metazoa; Chordata; Mammalia; Diprotodontia; Phascolarctidae. Gene Ontology annotation, cellular component: nucleus.